AGUGGCGAUGGCGGAGCUGUACGUGAAGCCGGGCAACAAGGAGCGCGGCUGGAACGAUCCGCCACAGUUUUCAUAUGGGCUGCAGACCCAGGCUGGUGGGCCCAAGCGCACACUGCUCACCAAGAGGGUCGCCGCUCCCCAGGAUGGAUCUCCCAGAGAGACUUUUCCUGGCCCCCCGCCACUGGGGCCUCCACCUCCUUCAAGUAAGGUUCCCAGGCCCCCACCUGUGGGGAGUUGUCCUGCCUCUGGUAUGGAGCCCACAAGUUUCCCAGUUGAGUCUGAGGCUCUGAUGGAGGAUGUGCUGAGACCUUUGGAACAGGCAUUGGAGGAUUGCCGUGGCCACACAAGGAAGCAGGUAUGUGAUGACAUCAACCGACGCCUGGCACUGCUGCAGCAACAGUGGGCUGGAGGGAAGUUGUCAAUGCCCGUAAAGAAGAGGAUGGCUCUACUGGUGCAAGAACUUUCAGGCCACCAAUGGGAUGCAGCAGACGACAUCCACCGCUCACUCAUGGUUGACCAUGUGACUGAGGUCAGCCAGUGGAUGGUAGGAGUUAAAAGAUUAAUUGCUGAAAAGAGGACUCUGUCUUCAGAGGCGGCCAGUGAAGAGAAAUCUGCAGCCACAACUGAGGAGAACCAGACCAUACCAGGCUUCCAGCAGGCUCCAUAAUACUGUGGGUUCCUCAGACUCAACCUGACACCAUCUCCUACACUUUGGUGUGGGAGGCCUUCUUACAUUGGGCUCCCUCUUAACCACCAGGGAGGUUGUCUGUCCCAUUUGGCCUGAUUUACCUCUGUGGAAAAGGUCAGCUUGGCCCACAGGGAAGACUUGUUAACCAUAACACACACAGUUCAAUAAAAACAUCUCAGUGGUGGGCUUUGGGUA
Molecule: messenger RNA, 883 nt
Organism: Nycticebus coucang (slow loris)
Lineage: Eukaryota; Metazoa; Chordata; Mammalia; Primates; Lorisidae
Product: steroid receptor RNA activator 1
Exons: 1
Coding region: 8-667 (219 amino acids)
Biological process (GO): regulation of transcription by RNA polymerase II
Cellular component (GO): nucleus
Source: RefSeq, a predicted model, not a curated record